Hirsutella rhossiliensis is the source of this 447-nucleotide messenger RNA. RefSeq lists its product as uncharacterized. The coding region runs from base 1 to 447 and encodes 148 amino acids. The transcript has a single exon. Lineage: Eukaryota; Fungi; Ascomycota; Sordariomycetes; Hypocreales; Ophiocordycipitaceae. The record is from RefSeq and is a predicted model, not a curated record.
AUGCCUGCAGCACACCUUCGAAAGCCGCUCGAUAGCCAACUGGGCGCUGGCGGCGAGAUGUCCAUGGCGUUCUUCGUCCAGCCGGACUGCCCCGUUCGAUUUGCCCACCAGGACGAGCACCGCACAAGGGUCUUAACCGCCGAGGUCAUGGCCCGCGUCUUGCUGCCUCCGCCCGCGUGGCUACUCGCGACGGAAUAUGCGCCCCUCCGAUCGGAGGCCGACGAUUCCCCGAUAUCCGUCUUCUUUAGCCUCAAUCUCUCGAUUUACGGCCAGCCUAUUGAUGACUCAGAAUGGACAGAAGAGUGGUUUUUCAUGAAUGGCCGCGUCCACCCCUACGCCCUCGCGUGGGAGGUUGAGCAGCGCGACGGCCUGGAGUCUGACACGGGCGCCACCCUUCUCUAUACCAUGCCCGCCCUUGUCGUCCGCGACCAAGGCUUCCAGCCGUAA